This is a messenger RNA of Vespa velutina, 1251 nucleotides long. RefSeq lists its product as uncharacterized. Bases 27 to 1160 code for a protein of 377 amino acids. Gene Ontology annotation, cellular component: plasma membrane. The transcript is spliced from 9 exons. Lineage: Eukaryota; Metazoa; Arthropoda; Insecta; Hymenoptera; Vespidae. The record is from RefSeq and is a predicted model, not a curated record. Gene Ontology annotation, biological process: detection of chemical stimulus involved in sensory perception of smell; sensory perception of smell. Gene Ontology annotation, molecular function: olfactory receptor activity; odorant binding.
UUUCGAACAAAUUAUUUCAAUAUACUAUGGGUUUGAGAUCUUAUCAAAAUUCGAAUGAUCUCUUUGUUCAAGUGUGUACAGUUGUUAUUUAUAUGUUUCCAAUUAUAGUACACCAAUUUUAUCAGCUCGCCAUAUCAGAUGUCACUUUUCAAUCUACGAUCAAAGUGUUACAGAAAAUGUUAAUUACAAUUUCUAUUUUGGGUAUAUACACUGCUGUAUACUACAGUUUUGAACAUAUGAAACAAAUUUUUUCUCAACUCAAGUUUGAUUACCAGCAACUUUCCGAUGAAGAUGAAUUGGAAAUCAUGGAAAAAUAUAAUAAAGAGGGGAAAAUGUAUACGUAUACUAUCAUCGGUUUCUUUAACUUCUAUUUAAUUGUAAUAGUAAUUCCUAGCAUUUUUAAUAUUUUCUGGUAUCACAUUGAUUCUUCAGACAAUGUUAUUUUAACUUUUCCCAUUCCUAUUAAUAAUGUUUUAAAACCAGGGCCGAUAUAUUAUAGUUUGCUUAUUUACCAAAUAAUAGGAAUCUUUGGUUUAAUGAUUAUAGGGUGUAUAUGUUUUUCAUAUUAUUUGUUAUUAAUUCUACACGCGUGUUGUCAAUUACGGGUUAUAAGAAUGAAAACAUCUCAACCUUUUCGGGAUCAUCGAAAAUUAAAUCAAAAGACUAAAUAUGAUAAAAAAAUCUUGAAUGAAUUCGGUUGGAUUAUUGAAAUAAUAGAACAUUAUAAAAGAGUUACGAAAUUUGUUGAUUUACUUAACACCACUACGAAGACUAUUUACUUAAUUGUAAUGUGCUUUGUGAUGUUCCUUAUUGUGUUAAAUUUCUUGUAUAUAUUUCACUUAUCAGCUGCUUUGACAGAUACAUGGGAACUAAUAGAAUGUGGCGUUUACAUAAUUGGGUCUACACUUAUUACAUAUAUUAAUAUGUAUCUUGGACAAACGCUUAUGACACAUAGCAUAGAAGCUCAUGCAGAAUUGUCUAAAAUUCCGUUCUAUAUGAUCUCUAUAAGAGUCCAGAAAAUACUGGUAUUUAUGAUGUUGAGAAGCUCGAAACCAUGCAUACUUUCAAUUGGAGGUAUAUUCGUGGCGUCGCAUGAAUUUUUCGCUGGGCUUAUGCGGAAAGCGUUUUCCUUCGCAAUGGCAUAUCGUAGUGUUCACUAACUUCAUCUCAAUUUACCUAAUAAUCUGUGAACUAUUGUUAUCACUCUUUCCUUCUAAUAAUACAAAAAUGUACUGAAUCGUAUAAAACAUA